This is a messenger RNA of Marasmius oreades (fairy-ring Marasmius), 1662 nucleotides long. RefSeq lists its product as uncharacterized. The transcript is spliced from 5 exons. Lineage: Eukaryota; Fungi; Basidiomycota; Agaricomycetes; Agaricales; Marasmiaceae. The coding region runs from base 1 to 1662 and encodes 553 amino acids. The record is from RefSeq and is a predicted model, not a curated record.
AUGAGUCUCCUAGAGGUUGCAAUCUCCAACCUCGUGCGAUAUCCAGCUCGAACUCGGGAUCAUUUUAGCCAAGCGGUAGAAACGAUAAAGCUUUGCCACGAAAUUCAGUGCACUACUAAUUAUUCCAAUCCAGAACAAGUGGAACAACUCAAGGCAAUAGUUCAAAAAGCUGAAGAAGCGCUUCAGAAUGCGAUUAACUUGACGAAAUCCGCUCCUUUCGACGAGUUUCGCGAUACCGUCAUCGAAACUUGUUCGAACACGAAUAUAAUGCACGAAUUUGACAGAAAGUUGGCGGAAGCAAAGAAACGAGAUGGUCGUAAGAAACGACUUCUCGAAAAAGCUCGGAGCAGAAUUCAGCAGGAAGAUUCUAGCGAGUGGUCUAUAGCCAUCUCUUUCGUAAAUCCAGAGGUGAAAGUUUUCAAUGAUGAUGACGUCGACUCAGAAAGUAAAACGACGGCGAUAGUUAAAUGCCGGAAAAAUGACACCGUAGAUGGCCUGUUAUGGCUCUUCACUCGCCAGCGUUCGUCGAAGUUGCUGAAUAACCCACAUUUAUACAAGCCCGAAGAAUUUACGAGAUUCAAGUAUGCUACAGAUGACGUUGAACCGAUCUCACCAAUAUCACAUCCCCCCCAGCAUCGAUGCCGGCUUCGGUUAUUAUGGAAUCGUGACCCCCCUUUUUACUUCACGGUCGUCCUUCGAGGUCCAUCCUACUCAUCCUAUGGAAACAUAUGGCGCCUCAAUAAAUCGACUGCCUCCCCGUUUGUCUUGAAAGAGCAGAAUAGCGGAAAACUCGUUCUAUCGACGAACCUCACGUCCAACGCUGAACCUUUCAAUGUCCGAAGCCCGGCGGAAGGGGACAUCAUAGAAGUCGAUCAGAAUUUUCCGACCUUCCUUGAGAAAGUAUUGCAGGACCCAACCAAGGCGAGACCAAACUGGAAGUUUGAAUCUGUAUCGGUACCUCCUUCUUUCCCCGUUCCAGUAACCGUUACAAAAGUUGGGCAGCUCGGACAAACCGCAACUUCCUGCACUCCGUCCACCAGCACACCUAUAUAUCCAAUUGCUCAUCAGUCACCUAACCCUACCAUCUUUGUUCCGGCAGUCACACGUCAAGACUCCGAACAAUCCUACCAUACCACACACGAGCACCUCCCAACUCUGGACGUUCAUGAAGAAAGCGUCCCUUUGACCUUUCCUGAACCUUCUCAUGUUAACGAGAGCAUUACCUUCCAGAGCGAACCCGCUCCUUCAUUGUUAUCCAUGCCUGCGACAAGUCAAACUCGCGAGCCACCUUCAGCAUCAAACUCUGGGAGGAGUGGGGUUUCAGUCGGAAUCCUCGAGCAUGGGGUCACGAGGAACGGGCGAGCGCCCAGAACGACCACCCCCACACUUCAGGAUUCUGCCCCGCGUGCUGUACCCGAAUCACAGAAGGGUCAGGGCCAUUCGCGGAGCAAAAACCGCCCUCCAAUCUCGGCUCCCUCGAUUGUGCAUCCUCAGCUAAAUAACAAGGACAUGGGUCUUUCGUCCACAAACGGCACAUCUCUAUCGAACGAUAAAUCACCUCCGUCUGAUGCAUCAAGAAGUUCAACUCUCAAGAAUGUCGCUCCAAAGAAGGGUGGUUUUGGGGCGUGGGUCAAGGGUAUUUUCGGUUUAAAUACUAAGUAG